CGCCGGCUCGAGGUGCGAUAGCAGCCAACGGCAAAGUGAUGGGGCGGCGGCAGCCUAAGGAGCGUGCGCCGCACGUGUCUGUGUGCGUGGCCCGCCGGCGUACGCGGCGGCGGCCUCGGUGGCCGGCCGCCACCUGCGCAACCAUGGCGAAGAGGCUGCACACGCGCACUCCAUUCUCCCUCUCGCCGCCCCGCAUCGUCGCCGCCUUCGCACUCGCACCGCGGUGCCACUCCCUCGCCGCCGCGGGCACGGCCGGCCAGCGGCACCCGGACGGCUCUCCUGAGCAGCCUCCAGUGCGUUCGCCGCAGCCUGGGCAGCGGUCGACAGCACAGCCGCCUCGCAGCACCGGUGCCUCUGUUAGGACUAUUUCGCCAGCGCGAAGAUGCCGAGUGGCUAGUGUCCUGCGGCCGACUGUGCCGCCGUCCGUCACGCACACUGGCGUGCAGCAGUAGGAUGCGUGGCGUCGGCGCCAGAAGCUGCGGGCGUUACGGGUGCGGUGAACCGAGGCCGGGGAGCCACCUGCUGCCAUCGAUC
Messenger RNA from Emiliania huxleyi CCMP1516, 534 nucleotides. RefSeq lists its product as hypothetical. NCBI's taxonomy places the organism in Eukaryota, Haptophyta, Isochrysidales, Noelaerhabdaceae. The transcript has a single exon. The record is from RefSeq and is a predicted model, not a curated record. Bases 144 to 452 code for a protein of 102 amino acids.